UUUCUAACAUAUCCACUGGCCUCACUAACACAACUAUAAAAUGGUAGUACAGAAAUAUGUAAAAAUUAAUCAGAUGGAAUCCAGUAAAUAUACAAUAGUUUUUUCUCACCGUGCCAGUGUUUACAAAGGUAUUUUAGCAAACAUGAAUUUGCUAUGAAGCUAUUUUAAGAUGCAUUUGUUUUAUUCAUUUUCCACAGUAAAGCUAGAAAACCGUCUAUCUCAUUAGCAGCAGCAGCAGCUGAUUCAUUUGUCCUUUUGACUCCUCUUUUUAGGCUCGUAUUUCAUAGCCUAAAGUCAUUAAUAAAAGAGAAAACUUCCUUCCUGUAAGGAGGAGAUACAUUCUUGUACCACGUUAUAAACUUGACAGGGGCACCCUGUACCUACACUAUAGUCAUAGUCUACCCCACAUGAUAACUAAUUCUAGGGGGGAUAACUAGUUAAAUUGUAUAUAGUAAAUUCCUGUUUAAUUUGGAUUUUAGUUUACUGGUUUGGAGGUACGUUCUACAUUACAUUUUUUAAUUGGAGAUAGAAAGGGCAGAUAGUCAAAUAUUGAGAAAUUUUUCUAAGCCUCUUGAAACACUUAUAUGUGUAAGACUACAAUGAUAAUGAUACCCAGCACUGUGAAGGUCUGCGGAACUUUCAGGAUUAUAAAAAAAAAUAUGAGAUUAAAAGAAAUUGGUAGUCCACAAAUGAUGCAUAUGAUACUGUCAGGUUAGCUAGAAUAAUCUAAUUUAUUAAAUGACAUUUUCUUCCCCAGUUAUUAUGGAAAAGCAUUUACUAUACUUAUUUUGAAAAUAGCAUUAUCUCAAGAGCUCCUUGGUUUAGCAAUAGGACUUUGAAGAGGGGAAGUGUAUGUGUGUUAAUGUAAUUACGAAAAAAAAUUUAUCUUUGGUACUAACAAGUUUCAGUGUGACUUUUGCUUAAGUAUAAAAAAAAGUUUAUCAGCUCAGGAUAUAGAUUAGAACAGUUUGAUGUACAUGUUGCAAUAACUGUUUCAAAUAUUUUAAGGACCAACUGUAGAACUGCGCCAAAGAAAAAAACCAAAGUCUUCAGAAAAUAAGGAAUUUGCCAAAGAAGAGAAAAUCAAAGACACUCCAAUUCCUGAAAGAGCUCCAAAACAUGUAUUGUUUCAGCGCUUCGCAAAGGUUUUCAUUGGCUGUCUUGCAGCAGUUACUAGUGGUAUGAUGUAUGCUCUCUACUUAUCAGCAUACCAUGAAAGGAAAUUCUGGUUUUCCAACAGGCAGCAACACGUUAAAAAAAAAAAUCAGCAUAGCAGCACUUUCGAAAAUACCUCAUAGGGGGAGGGAGCAGUUGGCAAGCAAACAUAAAAGGAGCUUGAACGAGAAAUCACCUUUCAGGGUGACAGUGCCAUUUAUUACUCCUAUUAUAAAGAUAUGUUAAAGGCGCCUUCAUUUGAAAGAGGUGUUUAUGAACUGACACACAAUAACAGAACUGUAUCUCUGAAGACAAUAAAUGCAGUGCAGCAAAUGUCUCUAUAUCCAGAACUUAUCGCCAGUGUUUUAUAUCAAGCAACUGGUGGCAUCGAGAUUAUUGAACCAGUGUAUUUCUACAUAGGCAUUGUUUUUGGAUUGCAAGGAAUAUAUGUGACUGCUUUAUUUGUUACAAGUUGGCUUAUGAGUGGAACAUGGCUAGCAGGAAUGCUUACUGUUGCAUGGUUCGUUAUUAAUAGGGUAGAUACAACAAGAAUUGAAUACUCCAUUCCUUUAAGAGAAAACUGGGCAUUACCAUAUUUUGCAUGUCAAGUUGCUGCACUUACAGGCUAUUUAAAAAGCAAUUUAAAUACUUACACAGAGAGGUUUUGCUACUUAUUGAUGAGUGCUUCAACUUACACUUUUAUGAUGAUGUGGGAAUACAGCCACUAUCUCCUGUUUCUCCAAGCUAUAUCUCUAUUCCUGCUAGAUAGCUUUUCACUGGAGCAAAGUGACAAGGUUCAUGAAGUUUAUAAAAUCUAUGUAUUUUCUCUGUUUCUGGGGUAUUUGCUUCAGUUUGAGAAUCCAGCUUUAUUGGUGUCUCCUUUAUUGAGUUUAGUAGCAGCCUUAAUGCUUGCUAAGUACCUUCAGCUGAAUGUGAAGAAAGGAACUUUUGUAGCUAAGAUGAUUAAAGUGAUUAAUUUUUACUUGGUGUGUACUCUGACAGUGACAUUCAAUAUUGUAAUGAAGAUGUUUGUCCCACACAAAGAAAAUGGGCACAUGCUGAAAUUCCUUGAAGUAAAAUUUGGACUAAAUAUGACUAAGAAUUUUACAAUGAAUUGGCUCCUUUGUCAAGAAUCCCUGCAGGCACCAUCUCAAGAUUUUUUUUUGCGGUUGACACAGUCUUCUUUAUUACCUUUCUAUAUUUUAGUGUUAAUUGUUUGUUUUCUCUCUAUGAUGCAAGUUAAUUUUAGAAGAAUUAAUGGCAAGUCAGUGAAAGAAACUGUUACUCUCGAAGAUGGACAAAUUGGAGGAAGGCCAGAAAUAAUUUAUCAUGUAAUUCACACUAUUUUAUUGGGUUCUCUUGCAAUGGUUAUAGAAGGCUUAAAAUACCUAUGGACUCCUUAUGUGUGCAUGUUAGCAGCAUUUGGUGUAUGUUCUCCUGAACUUUGGAUGACCCUUUUCAAAUGGCUUCGAUUGAGAACUGUACAUCCAAUACUGUUGGCUCUUAUUCUGAGCAUGGCUGUGCCUACUAUAAUAGGUUUUAGCUUAUGGAAGGAGUUUUUUCCAAAAUUAAUGACAGAAUUAUCGGAACUACAGGAAUUCUAUGACCCAGAUACAGUGGAACUUAUGACCUGGAUAAAAAGGCAAGCUCCAGUUGCAGCUGUGUUUGCGGGGAGUCCACAGUUAAUGGGUGCGAUUAAAUUAUGCACCGGAUGGAUGGUGACAAGCUUGCCUCUUUACAAUGAUGAUGAUCUUCUCAAAAGAAACGAAAAUAUCUAUCAAAUCUAUUCAAAGCGAUCUGCUGAGGAUAUUUAUAAAAUACUGACAUCCUACAAAGCUAAUUACCUAAUAGUAGAGGAUGCUAUCUGCAAUGAGGUGGGAACCAUGAGAGGUUGUAGAGUUAAAGAUUUAUUAGACAUUGCAAAUGGGCAUGUGGUUUGCGAAGAAGGUGACAAGUUGACUUACUCAAAAUACGGGCGAUUUUGUCAUGAGGUCAAAAUUAACUAUUCUCCAUAUGUGAAUUAUUUCACUAGAGUAUACUGGAACAGAUCCUACUUUGUAUAUAAAAUCAACACUGUGAUAUCCUUCCAGUCUUGAAAAUUAGCAAAGCCUUUAUUCCGAAGACUUUUACUACAUGAAGUAAAAUGUGAUUUUCUUCUACCUAUGUGGUAUCUUUUGCAGAUCAGAGUAUAGACAUUUGAAAGACUGCUGCAUCUUUUCCCCUCUUGCUGUUAGCUGGAUCAAGAGUUCUGUGGGAAAGAGAAGAUCCAAGUAUUACUGUUCUUUGGUAAAAUGUCCUGCAAUAUUCCAGCCAGCUGUCUUCCUGACUGUUAAAUGAUCUUUAAAGGUUUUACUUUCUAAAAUAUUGUAAGAUUUCCCCAUAAAUUUUCAUUCUAUCAUAACAUAGAUCUCAAAUUUGAAUAUGUUUAAGGUCAGAUUAUAGAUCACAAACAUAACAUUUAAUAAGUGCCUAAUGUGAUAUAAUUAUAUGAUAGAAGGAAAGUUUCUAAAGUUGUGUCAUGGUUUAUAAUAGAACUGAAAUAUUACCACAAAAAAACUAAUUUAAAUGUUAGCUGAAAAUAUGUAGCAUUUAAAUUAAAGUGGAAGUUAUAUAAAGGAAAGUGAUUUUUUUAAGGAUAUACAUAAAGAUAUAUCCAGUAUUCAGAACACUCAGAAUUUUUCAUGGUACUGCUCUCAUCAUCUGCUGCUUAUAUAAGUGAGCACUUUCUCAGUAAUACAUAAUGCAUGAUACUGUAUUUUUUUAUUUUGUGACUAUUAAAUGGUUAACUUUUUUCACUUACGUCCAUAAAUUUGAUACCAGUUUAAUCAUGAUAAAAUAGUAACUCUUGUUACCUACAUAUCUUUAAAAAUAGAGAUUUAAAAGAAUAUUGUUCAGGUUUUUAAAAAACAUGGAUAUGGAGUAUAUGAUCUAUUUACAUGUUUUGUACUGAACUAUUAAGUAAAAAAAAUUAAAUAUCAAAAUAAGAAUAUGUACACUAAAAUGAUCAACAAUAUCUAGAGAUAUGUGCAGGUACUGUUAAGCAUAUCUCUGUAUACAGAUAUUAUAAAACACACGUGCUGUUACUUAUGAAACUGGGAUGCAGUCUUCAAUGUUAAGAACAAAAUGACAAUUAUAAUAAAAUUCACAACACAAUUUCACAGUCUAAAUAC
Molecule: messenger RNA, 4325 nt
Organism: Trichechus manatus latirostris (Florida manatee)
Lineage: Eukaryota; Metazoa; Chordata; Mammalia; Sirenia; Trichechidae
Gene: DPY19L4
Product: dpy-19 like 4
Exons: 19
Coding region: 1395-3251 (618 amino acids)
Cellular component (GO): nuclear inner membrane
Molecular function (GO): mannosyltransferase activity
Source: RefSeq, a predicted model, not a curated record